ACGUGACAGAGAAGACAUCUUAAAUAUGGCCGAUCAGUGGAGGCUAACAACACCAGAUUUAUUGAGUCAACUCGCGACUCUUGCGUUUUUAAACGGCGGAGAAGAAGGCAAAAACCUGUAUCAAAGCUAUCUUGUCGGGCGCACAGGUUAUGAAUUCUACCAAAGACUAAAAGAUAAUACGCCUCGCAGCGAGGCUGAUAUCCUUCGGGAAGAAACAAUCAAAAAUGUUGCGGAAUAUGUAAAGAAGAAUCCCAAAGCAUCAGAAACACAGCUACGAAACGAAUUGACAAAGCAAAUAAAAACAUUUGCUGAAAAAGUAGCUGCGUUGGAAAAAAAAUGAAAAUUCUGAUGUUACAAUGGAACAUUGAUUUCAAUAUAAAUUAUUGCUGUAAAUAUAAAGUUCUAAUUGAGAAGCUUAGUGUGGGGUUCCAAAGAAAUGAAUCUCCAUUUUAAGAAACAUGUUACUUUCCAAUCUUUAUAGUUAUUAAGUGGGAAACAAUGUGCUAGAACUGUGUUCAGUAAAUCUUGUAAUCGAAUGUUUAUAACAAUUUUAAAACUUAGCAUUCAUGUAUGCUUCAUUCAAAGUGAUAUAUGUGCAGUAUUUUUGCACACAUUGCUGCUAUUAUUUUACUAAUCACUCCAGUAAGUAUGUGGCUGUUUUUUCAAUGUAUCUAAAAAAUGUGUAAUAAUUGCUAAUAUACAUGUAGUCAGAUUGUUUUGUAGUUAAUAAGGUGCAUUUAUAAAUCUGCUUGUAAAUCAUCAUUGCAAAAUUGACUGUGAAAUUCCUCACAUGAAAAGUGUAUUAAAAUUCAUCUGUAGAUA
Messenger RNA from Dendronephthya gigantea, 822 nucleotides. RefSeq lists its product as uncharacterized. The coding region runs from base 26 to 340 and encodes 104 amino acids. Lineage: Eukaryota; Metazoa; Cnidaria; Anthozoa; Malacalcyonacea; Nephtheidae. The record is from RefSeq and is a predicted model, not a curated record. The transcript has 3 exons.